Lichtheimia ornata is the source of this 1527-nucleotide messenger RNA. RefSeq lists its product as uncharacterized. Gene Ontology annotation, molecular function: aspartic-type endopeptidase activity. The transcript is spliced from 2 exons. The record is from RefSeq and is a predicted model, not a curated record. The coding region runs from base 1 to 1527 and encodes 508 amino acids. Lineage: Eukaryota; Fungi; Mucoromycota; Mucoromycetes; Mucorales; Lichtheimiaceae. Gene Ontology annotation, biological process: proteolysis.
AUGCCUGCUGGAGCAAUCCACUGUGUGCUCCUUUUAUUAUUAGCUGUUUCAAAGUUAUUAGAUGCUGACACCAUUCGACUACCGCUAUACAAGCAUCAUGCAUGGAAAAGCAAACGAUUCUCUUCCUAUCAAACAAAAAGCCUGGAUAUUAGAUCGACAUCAUCAGCAAACAACACAAACAAAAGCAAAGCAAGCCUUUACAAUGAUGCAGGAUCCGAAUACUUGGUUACCGUGGGCGUAGGCACCCCAGCCCAAAAGUUUCUUGUUGCCCUUGAUACUGGCAGCGCAGAUUUGUGGGUGCCAUCAAUAACAUGUCCAAAGGAAUCAUGUCCAUACACACGAUACAAUGACAGCUUAUCAAGUACAUUUAUGGAGACGCAAGAAGAAUUUGAUAUUGCCUAUGGUACAGGGAGUGCCAAUGGGACCUAUGCGAUAGAUACGGUCGAGAUUGGUGGUGCACGAGUGGAUCGACAACAAUUUGGACUUGUAAAAGUCACUGAGAAUGUCAUUUUAAUGCCUGACGAUGCAACGUUUGAAAUUUUGGAUGAGGAUGAGGAUGAUCCUGUGGCGGCUAAUGGGAUACUCGGUAUUGGAUAUCCUGAACUUACCUCCUCUGAGCAUGCAUACGACCCCUUUGUGUUUAGCCUUGCCAAACGAGGACUCAUCCCACAGCCAUUGUUUUCUAUUUACAUGGGAUCUAUUUAUGACGAUGGUUGGGCUGGCGAAAUCAUCUUUGGAGGCAUUGAUGAAAGCAAGUACAAUGGACAAUUAUUGUAUGCCCCUGUAGCACGAUUAGGGGGUCUCGGUUCAUCACACAGCUUUUAUGCCUAUUGGAUGGUGUAUGGUCAAGCAAUUCGUGUGCUGGAUAACAAUGCCAACGACUCCCCGCCCUUAAUGAAUGAACGAUUUUCAGAUACACGCGGCGUGAUUAUCGACACAGGCACCACGCUUACGUACAUGGCACCUGCAUUAGCCGAACAAAUUGUGCUUGCGGUAGCAGGAUCCAACAACAAUGUCAUUUUGGAUGCCACAUCGGGUAUCUUUAUUAUCAAUUGUGACCUCAAGAAAACGGACCGGCGUGUGGAAUUUGGGAUAGGAUCUCAUCUUCGAGCACAAUCAAGCCUCAUGCGAAUAAGCCUUGCUGCACGUGACUUGAUCAUUCCUCUUGAUUCGGAUUCAUUGGAUGACGCCGAGCUGUGCAUGUUUGGUAUAGCCCCAUGGGUAGGUGACAGCACGGCAUCUCUCAGUACAUCGAGCAUGAUCCUUGUGGGUGAUUCAAUUUUACGAUCACUGUAUCUCGUUUUUGAUAUGGAUCGUAAUCGUAUUGGUUUUGCUCCUGCUGUCAACUCAUCCGUUGUUGUUUCUAAAGGUUCAGUGAUCUACAAUAACAACAAUGGCACCGAUCGAUCCAAAAACGGUAAUAUAGAUGAUCCAGAUGCAUCGUCUUCUUCUUCUACUGUGUCAUCGCAUCCUUCCACUCUUUCAUGUUGUUUCUUAGUUAUGCUACUUUUGUAUCUUGUGUUAUAG